GCCGGAGGAGUCAGUCAGAGAGGCGAGCAGGAGCGAUUCCGUCGGCAAACAGGUGGCGAGCGCCCGGUGAGCCGCGCCAGGCCGCGGCCCUCAGCACGUCGGCGGCCAUGGAUGCGGAGAAGAAGCCGGAGAGCGAGGACGAUGAAAACAGGAGCAGAGGAGCGGACGCGACAAGUUCCUCACCGUGCCCUGUAGACGGCGGGCCCGUGUGUGACGGGACAGCACGUGCCUCAGAGCCUCCCACCAGCAAGAGAGGCUUCCCGCGCGUCCCCGUCCCCGCGGCGGCGGACGGAAACCAGCGCGCGUGCAAGCGGCUGCGGCUCUCUGCCGGCGCGGGGCCCCCUGAGCCCGUCGAGCCGCGCGCUCUGGGCCGAGACACUUCGGAGCGCCCCGCCCCUGAAGUGCCUGCCCCGCUAGGCGACACCGCGAAGGAGGCGCUCCUCAGUGAGGGCCCGGCCGGCCGCCCUUGUCCUCCCAGGGCCUUCUCCGCUCCUUGCGGUUUUAGCCCUGGUGAUGCGGUGUCUCCGAAGACAGACCCUGAAGACGAGUCUGCUCAGGACGUGGUCUCCCUCGACGUGGAAAGAGGCUCUCCUGUCCCCCGGACAGAGACCAGUGUUGGUUGUGCCGCCGGACACGUCGAGCCGGUUCUCAAGUGCAGCGUUUGCGGUCAUCUGCUCUCUUCUUGCUCCGACGUGGAGCAGCGCGCCGAGGGCCCCACGCAGCAGGUGGCCGGCCCCGCGUGCUGCCGCUGCGGCCACGAGGCGGAGAGGGGCGCCGCGCUGCGCGUGCACGCGGGCCCCACGCCCGGGCCGCAGCCGGUCUUCUCCUGCGAGCUGUGCGGCUUCCAGUGCGCGCAAGAGAACCUGCUGAACGCGCACUACCUCGGCAAGACGCACCUCCGGCGUCAGAAUCUCGCUGCUCGCGGAGGAUUUGUGCAGAUCCUAACAAAACAGCCCUUUCCCAAGAAACCGUGUACCCUGGGAACAAAAAAUGUUCGCGUAAAACCCAGACCUACUAAACCCACGGCAAGGACGAGUGAUCCCAGAGGCGCACGGAGUGCUGGAAGCAACGUCCACAACUUCCGAGGAGGCGUGUCCAAGCAGAGUGGAGGCAGCGAGCUGCUCGUUGAAAUGAUGCCGUCCCGGAGCACUUCGUCCGAAAGAGUAGAGAUGGUUGAAGAAAACGUAACUUCCGUGGGGAUAGCUCGAAACCCUGAAAACCAGAGUAAAAGCAAAAAGAUAGGAGCGUUGGUAAGCUCAGAGGGUCUCUUUAACAAGUUGGAAUCUACCAGAAAUACCCUCCAGGCAGCGCACGGCGUCUGUGCCAGCCCGAGAUCAAGACCCGAGCGCAGCGUCUUCCUGUUGGGCGGUGGCUUCCGACGACGAACUGGCACGUUUACCUUAAAAGGCCAGGCCAAGAAAAGGCUUAAUCUUUUAGGAAUGAGUAAAAGAGCAACUAAUGACCCCCAGAGGUUGUAUAUGAAACACUUUAGAACGCAGGUGAAGGCAAGUGAGACAGAGUGUAUGGCCAAACACGGAGAAGCAGGUGGCGGUGUGCGUAGUCUGCGUGUGACUUCCUCGGAAACCCUGGGCCUGAUGCGGGACAAAGGGAGCUCCCCUGUCGUGUGCUCCGGCGGCUUUGCGACGGGGAGGCCGGCUGCUGAUCACCAGAUAUGUGCUCGUACAGACUGUGGUCACGGAGCGCCAAAUAGGACAGGCGUGGGGAGCCACGGGGAGAGGGGCCCUGCGGAAGAGGCGAGGCUUUGCUGCCAGGCAUGCGGUUUUUCCAGUACGUCGAGGGGGGACCCUGAUAGGUAUUUGCACAACCGCCAGCAUCAGCACACUGCCGCUGGCCUCAGGUGUCAGUGCUGUUCGUUUAUUUCUGAGAAUGAACUAAAUCUUAGAGACCACAUGAAGGAAAAGCACAAUAUGGGUUGUUUUUGCACUCCUUGCAGUCUCUUCUUGUCUGAGAAAGACGUGGAAGAACACAAAAAAACCGAGAAGCAUAUUCGUUUGUUGGUUCAACCAAAGACUUCCCAGUCAUUUAACAGUGAUUUGGUUUUACAGACUUUAUCCUUAAGUACUUUAGAAUCAGAAGAUACAAAAGGUCCUAUGAAUGAGUCUGUAGCUCAGGAAGAACCUUCUAAGUCCAGGGCAAGCCAUGGGCACGAAGUGAGGCACUCCAGUAAGCCUCAGUUUCAGUGUAAGAAGUGUUUUUAUAAAACGCGGUCUUCCACUGUUCUCACAAGACACAUCAAGCUCCGGCAUGGCCAGGACUAUCACUUUCUUUGUAAAGCGUGCAAUCUUUACUCGCUCAGCAAGGAGGGAAUGGAGAAGCACAUCAAGAGAAGCAAGCAUCUGGAAAAUGCCAAGAAAAACAACAUUGGCUUAAGUUUUGAAGAAUGUAUUGAAAGGGUGUGUAUAGGUGCAAAUGACAAAAAAGAAGAGUUUCACAUUUCUGGAAAUGGAAGGAUUGAAGGCCAUGUAGAAGGUGUGCGGUUGCAGGAACAUUCCUAUCUGGAAAAGAGCCUACUGACUACCAAGGAAGUGCCACAGUCUGGUGUAACGACCAAAGAGGGUGAGGUAGCUUUGACUACUACUCCAAAGAGAGGGAGACCCAAAGGUAACAUCUCGCGGACAUGCUCUCACUGUGGUCUCUUGGCCUCUAGUAUUACAAACCUGACCGUUCAUAUUCGACGAAAACACAGUCACCAGUAUAGUUAUUUAUGCAAAGUGUGUAAGUAUUAUACCGUAACUAAGGGAGAUAUGGAGCGCCAUUGUGCCACUAAGAAACAUAAAGGACGUGUAGAAAUAGAAGCAAAUGGCAAGCAGAAUUCAGAUAUCGUUGUUGGCCCCGAAGGGGGUAACCUUGAAGCCUGUAGAAAGAAUGCCAUUUCAGCAGGUUCAGAUGAACUUGCUCACAGGUCAGCUGAAUCAGAUACCUCCACUUCAGAAAAGCCAGUGCCAGAGCACGGAAAUCCAGCUGAAGUCGAAGUUGAAAAUGUAUUUCAUUCUACAGAUGGGGAAGUCCACAGUCACCUUUCUGAUAAAAAGGAACAAAUGUCUCUAGAACCAGAGGACCCUCUCCAGCAGGCGGAUGCGUGCUCCCAGAGAGACGUGAUGGGUACAAGUGAUAACAAGUGUGUACACUGUGAGUUUAAUGCUCACUCUUCUGCUUCUCUAGAACUCCAUGUAAAACGGAAACAUACAAAAGAAUUUGCUUUUUAUUGUAUGGCCUGCGAUUACUACGCUGUGACUCGUCGAGAGAUGACUAGACAUGCAGCCACAGAAAAACACAAGAUGAAAAGGCAGUCUUACCUGACCUCUUCUGACACAGAAGUGUCCAAAAACAUCAUUAUCCCCGAAGAGCAACAUCAACACAAUUCUGAAGAAUAUCAGAUAAUUUCAGACGAGCCAUCUGAAGAGGUUCUGAAAUCUAAAAGUACUGCUGAUUGUUGUGUUUUGGAUGAGGACACUAAUUUAGAUGUGUCUAAGGUCCUCCGUGCUCCCACCUCCGUGGAGAUUGAGACUGAAGAAGAAUCUAAUCUCAGUGAAGACCGUUCCUUUUGUGAAACUUUCCAACAGACUCUGGCCAAGGAUAAAGCUCUGAAACCUGAGGAGAUGGUGUCCCUUAAUAUUUCCUCUAAUUGUGGCUCCCCAAGCAGAUUUCAGAAUGAAAAUUCAGGAAGCCCAGCUUUGGAUUAUGAGGCAGUAGAGAGAGCCCACAGCACAUUGGAUGAGCCUGGGGAUGGGAGCACACGCAGUGAGAGCGAUGUUGGCCAGGCAGGGGAGAAUAUAGAUAAUGCCCCCAGCAAACCUGGAUGUCCUGGAGGUCUUGGGGAAGGGCAUCUGGCCGAAGGCACCAUCCCUUCUGUGAUGACAAGGACAAGGCAGGAGCUGAACCUGGAGAGCGGUGGUCAGAACGAAGUUGGGAGUGUGCAGAGUUCAGAGGAUUUGAAAGAUACUCAAGAAGACCCUGUUCUGGAGAACAAGGAAAUUCUGUUGAAUUCCCAACAGGAAACUAAAAUUAUUUUGGAAGAGGAUGGCCCAGCUUCUGAUAGCGCAGUUGAAAGUAAUGACAUUUAUGAGACUAUAAUCAGUAUUGAUGACAAAGGACAGGCCAUGUACAGUUUUGGCCGGUUUGAUUCUUCCAUAAUAAGGAUCAAGAACCCUGAAGAUGGAGAAUUGUUAGAUCCGUCAGAAGAGGGUCUGGUCACAACAGGUGUGAGGAUUAGUGAGUUGCCCUUUAAAGACUGUGCUCAAGGCGUGAAAAAGAAGAAAUCUGAAGGCGGUUCCUUUGGUGAAUCCACACGAAUUCGUUGUGAUGAUUGUGGCUUCUUAGCAGAUGGUUUGAGUGGACUGAAUGUUCACAUAGCCAUGAAACACCCUACAAAAGAGAAACACUUCCAUUGUUUACUGUGUGGAAAGUCGUUCUACACCGAGAGCAACCUCCAUCAGCAUCUGGCCAGUGCAGGCCACAUGAGAAACGAGCAGGCCAGUGUAGAGGAGCUUCCAGAGGGAGGGGCGACUUUUAAAUGUGUCAAGUGUACGGAGCCCUUUGAUUCAGAACAGAAUUUAUUUCUGCAUAUUAAAGGGCAGCAUGAAGAACUGCUCCGGGAGGUGAACAAGUACAUAGUGGAAGACACUGAGCAAAUCAACCGCGAGAGAGAAGAAAAUCAGGGAAACGUUUGCAAGUACUGCGGGAAGUUGUGUCGGAGUAGCAACUCGAUGGCAUUCCUGGCACAUAUCCGCACCCACACAGGAUCAAAACCAUUCAAGUGCAAGAUAUGCCAUUUUGCAACAGCUCAGCUUGGCGAUGCCAGAAACCAUGUCAAAAGGCACCUUGGGAUGAGGGAAUACAAGUGUCACGUCUGUGGGGUUGCUUUUGUCAUGAAGAAGCACUUAAAUACGCAUCUCCUAGGCAAGCAUGGAGUUGGCACCCCAAAAGAAAGGAAAUUUACAUGCCACUUAUGUGAUAGAAGUUUCACCGAGAAGUGGGCCCUGAACAACCACAUGAAGCUCCACACGGGAGAAAAGCCAUUUAAGUGUACCUGGCCCACGUGCCAUUACUCCUUCCUCACAGCCUCCGCCAUGAAAGACCACUACCGGACGCACACAGGCGAGAAGUCGUUUCUGUGCGACCUCUGCGGCUUUGCCGGCGGGACUCGGCACGCGCUCACCAAGCACCGCCGCCAGCACACAGGAGAAAAACCUUUCAAAUGUGAUGAGUGUAGCUUUGCCUCCACAACCCAGUCUCAUCUGACUCGGCACAAGCGGGUGCACACGGGAGAGAAGCCCUACAGGUGCCCCUGGUGUGACUACAGGUCAAACUGUGCUGAAAACAUCCGAAAGCACAUUUUACACACUGGCAAACACGAAGGAGUGAAGAUGUACAACUGCCCUAAGUGUGACUACGGAACGAACGUGCCUGUGGAGUUCCGGAACCACCUGAAGGAGCAGCACCCCGACAUCGAGAACCCGGACCUGGCUUACUUGCAUGCUGGCAUCGUGUCCAAGUCCUACGAGUGCCGUUUGAAGGGCCAAGGAGCCACCUUCGUGGAGACGGACAGCCCCUUCACGGCGGCCGCCCUGGCGGAGGCAUCUCCCAUCAAGGAGAGGCCCCUGAGGAGCAGCAGGCGGCCGGCAGCAGCGCCCGAGCAGGUGCAGCAGCUCAUCAUCAUCCAGGGCUACGACGGCGAGUUCGCCCUUGACGCCUCGCUGGAGGAGACGGCCGCGGCCACGCUGCAAACGCUGGCGCUGGCCGGCCAGGUGGCCCGGGUGGUACACAUCACGGAAGACGGGCAGGUCAUUGCCGCAAGUCCCAGCGGGGCCCACAUGGGCGGCGUGGCGCCCGGGCCGGUCCUGCCCGAGCCACUGGCCGACGGGGCCACACAGGUGGUGGUCGUGGGGGGCUCAGUAGACGGCCACGGCGUGGACGAGCCCCUGAGUCCGGGUAGCGCCAUGAUUCAUCAGGUGACCAAGCAGGAGAUUCUAGACCUGACUGAGGCCGGUGUCCCCCCGCCCGACACGGCCUCGGCCUUGGAUGCCCUGCUGUGUGCAGUCACCGAGCUGGGGGGUGCGGAAAGCCGGGCUGUGCCCCGCGAGAAGAGCAGGUCCGGCCCCAGAGAUGUGCUGGUCCAGCUGCCCGGGCAGGAGGUGCCCUCCGCCACCAUCCAGGCCGAGGGCCCCGAGAUCCACGUGUUCCAGGACGUUCGGGGGGGCGCGGCUGCCGGGGAGCCCGUGGAGGUGCUAACCCAGGUGGCGCGGCCCUCGGCCAUGGCCGCCCCGCAGGAGCGUGCCCAGGUGGCCUUCAAGAAGGUGGCGCAGGGCGUGCUGCAGUUCACCAUGUGCGAGUCGGCGGCGGCCGGCCGGCUCCUGAAGGAGGGCGUCACGCAGGUCAUCGUGAACGAGGAGGGCACCGUGCACAUGCUGGCCCGCGAGGGCUCGCACAUCGUCAUGCAGGAGGCCGAGGCGCACGGCCAGCACGUGGACCUGGCCGAGCCGGACGGCGAGAUCUCUCAGAUCAUCGUGACGGAGGAGCUGGUGCAGGCCAUGGUGCAGGAGUCCGCCGGCGGCUUCCCCGACGGUGCCACGCACUACAUCGUGACCGAGCUGCCGCCAGGCACGCAGGACGACGCGGCCGUGUACUCACACGCCGUCAUCGAGGCGGCCGGCUCCCGGGAGAUCCUGCAGGCCGGGGCCGCGCUCAGCGCCGAGGCCGUGGUCCCGAACGGACCGGAACAGCUGACGAGUAUGGUCAUCUACACCCAGGACGGCUCCCCCGCCGCGACCGUCAUUCAGAGCCAAAGAGAGAGGAACGAACUCCAGGAGGCCUGAGGCCGCCGAUCCUCACGCUGGGCCCGUGUGUGCGACGGCUCCCGGACAGUGGCACGGCCCUCCGGAGGGGUGGCAGCCCCCUCGGGGCCCGGGGGGCACGGAGCGUGCCUCGGGGAUGGCCGGGUGAGGGGUACGGGGAGGGGCUGCUGGAGCGGAGCCUGAUUCCUGUUCGGUUCUCCUGUGACUGGUCUUUUCCCUCUGUUCUGGCCACUGUGCUGAGAAGUCACGUUGUUUUCUGUUUCCACCCCCUGCCCGGCCCGCAAAUGUUUUCCCAUUUCUGUUAUCAAGGACCGUGCCUCGUGGUGGAGAAGUCCGAACGGUGUAUCUUGCGGCCGGAGACAUGCCUACUCGUGCCGUCUAGCAUGGAGCCCUUUUAAUAGUUUAUUAUAGAUUUGGUUAAAAACUGCCGCUACAGGUCCUCCCGUCCUUGUCUGUUUUUCUGAAACCGUAGGACCGCAGUGCCCCCAGACCAGAGGGAGGCCUCGCGGCCCAUCUCGCGCGUCAGCUUCCUCUCCCCAGACGCGGCGGGGCUGUUCCUAGCUCUGGUUGCAUCUGCUGGAAAGAAACCUCAAGCCUAUGGUUGAGGAAAGCCUUGAUUGUUUCUAUUGGAUGAAAAUAUACCUUGGUUAAGACAACCCAGUGCUUCUAAUUUUGACUUCAUUUCAUACAAUAAAGUCUAUAUAUGAAAUGUACACUCUGGAAAAUAGUGUUCAUACUGAUAUUUUGCUUUUAUGAUGACUGUUUCUUCAUACUGAUGCCAUUUUUGCAGGGUUUGUGAUUUACAUCCGUGCGAAGGAGGGGGCAUUAACCGUUAGUAAUGGGACGCCGUGCCCCCUGCAGCCCUGGCCCCGACCAGCCUCGUCCAUGUUCGGUUGUGGGUUCACUGCAACCGCGGAAUGCAAGGCUGUGUCCUCACAACUCACUUAGCCGUAUGAUCGCUCUUCUUCCUUUUCCAAACCUGUAAAAUCAAUCCCUGUCCCCAAAUGCAAAGGUUGUUUUUGUUCCUUUUAUUUUCCUUUGAAA
Enhydra lutris kenyoni (northern sea otter) is the source of this 7859-nucleotide messenger RNA. Its product is annotated as zinc finger protein 407. NCBI's taxonomy places the organism in Eukaryota, Metazoa, Chordata, Mammalia, Carnivora, Mustelidae. The record is from RefSeq and is a predicted model, not a curated record. Gene Ontology annotation, biological process: regulation of gene expression. Gene Ontology annotation, cellular component: nucleus. The coding region runs from base 108 to 6836 and encodes 2242 amino acids. Gene Ontology annotation, molecular function: zinc ion binding; nucleic acid binding. The transcript has 9 exons.